Molecule: messenger RNA, 1860 nt
Organism: Pyricularia pennisetigena
Lineage: Eukaryota; Fungi; Ascomycota; Sordariomycetes; Magnaporthales; Pyriculariaceae
Exons: 2
Coding region: 1-1860 (619 amino acids)
Cellular component (GO): nucleus
Molecular function (GO): RNA binding; ATP binding; RNA helicase activity
Source: RefSeq, a predicted model, not a curated record
AUGGCCGACUGGGAGAACCCGGCCAGUGGAGCUGGCGCUGGUACUAAGCCGGAUGACCCUUCCAACCACCCACAGAAUGAUGAGACCAAAGGACCAAAGGACCUUUCGUCUGCGCAGGGCUGGGUUCAGCGCACUGACAUUGACUACGAGGCCUACACUGGCAACCCUUCCGAUCGUCCUCAGUGGGAUGGAAGCGCCCCGCUUUACAACUGGGAUGGUGAGGAGGGUGACCUAGGUCCUGAGUACCCAGAGCUGGAGAAACAGCUUUUCGGCGAGCGUGGCGAAUCUUGUGCCGGCAUUGACUUCAAGGUCAUUCGAGAGAUCGCUGUGGUUCAAGAGGGCCCCGUUCGCGUCGAACCUGCCCUUAGAUUCGAGGAUGCUGGUCUCCAUCCGGCCAUGUUGAAGAACGUCGAGUUGUGCGGCUACAAAGUGCCGACACCUAUUCAGGCUUAUUGCAUGCCUGCAAUUCACAAAGGUCACGACGUCAUCGGUAUCGCUCAAACUGGAUCUGGAAAGACCGCUGCCUUCCUCAUCCCAGUUAUCAACAAAUUGAUGGGAAAGGCCAAGAAGCUUGCUGCGCCCCGUCCCAACCCAGUUGAGUAUAACAUGGAGCUGUAUGGCCCUGUCCGAGCCGAACCUUUGGUCGUAAUUGUUUGCCCUACCCGCGAGCUCGCCAUUCAGGCUUUCAAUGAGGCUCGUAAGCUGUGCUACCGGAGUAUGCUUCGACCGGGUGUCGUUUAUGGCGGAGGUAACUUCAUGGACCAGAUCCGCCAGAUUGGCCUUGGAUGUGACAUUCUCUGCGCAACUCCGGGCCGCUUGCUUCAUUUCAUGGACAAGCCCGAGCUUUUGAACCUCCAGCGCGUCCGCUAUGUGGUUAUUGAUGAGGCUGACGAGAUGCUCACUGCUGACUGGGAGGGGGACAUGAAGAAGAUAAUGAGUGCUGGCGGCGCCGCGCAAGAGAUCAAGUACUUGCUCUUUUCUGCAACAUUCCCCAAGAAGAUCCGCGAUCUGGCCCGAGAGCAUCUCUCGGAGGACCACGUCCAGCUCCGUGUUGGCCGAGCGGGAAGCACCCACGCAAAUAUCAUUCAGACUGUCAUCGAGACAGCUCCCAUGAACAAGAAGCGGGCUUUGGAUGACCUCAUCAACUCAAUGCCACCUCAGCGCACGAUAAUCUUCGUCAACAACAAAUGGACUGCUGAUGAGCUCGAUGACUACCUUUACAAUGACUGCAAGCUGCCCUGCACCUCUAUGCAUGCUGAUCGUACCCAGCGUGAGCGUGAGGAUGCCCUUCGUGCGUUUCGCGCAGGAACUGCUCCCAUACUCGUCACAACUGGUGUCACAGCUCGUGGCAUUGAUGUGCGCAAUGUGGCUCACGUCGUCAACUACGACCUCCCUUCGAUGGAUCAUGGCGGCAUCGAGGAAUACACCCAUCGCAUCGGUCGCACUGGACGUAUUGGCAACAAGGGACUGGCCACUUCUUUCUACACAGAUCGUGAUGAGCCCAUAGCCAGUGUUCUGGUGCGCACCAUGCUUGAAACCAACCAGGAGAUCCCCGAGUUUCUGUCGGGCUACAUCCCAGCUGGUGAUGCCCGCGAGAACCUCAAGUUUGAAGCCGAUUCUGACUUUGAGGAGGAUGCCGAUGGCGACAACAAUGCAAGCGGUGGAUGGGGAUCCACUGACAAUGGCCAAGAUGGAAACACUGAGGGGGCAACCAGUGAGCAUGCCACCGACGGUGACAACAACAACGGCUGGGGCACCCAGGAGCCAGUUGCCAAAUCUACCGAUGUUGGCUGGGGUCCUGUCAAGGCAAAUGCCGAUGCAAAGAUGGACAGUUCGUGGACUAAGGGCAAAGGCUGGUAA